UAUCCACUUCCUGGGUUUAGCCGGGUGGGUAGUAGAGGAUCAGUGUAUAUUUACGAAAGUGCAUGUUGUAUAUCAGUGUGCAAGGCAGCUGUGUGCGUGUCAGUGUCCAACUCACAUGGAGUGUAAUUAAACUCAGCAAGAAACUAAACGAGAAAGGACGAAGAGGAGGCAAGAGCAACCUAAAGUUAGUCAAGAAGGCAUAAGGAAGAGAGAGAAGAGGAAGAAGAGCUGAAGAGCGUGAACACUGGCUGACAGUCAUAGGCAUACUUGAUUACUGCUGUCGUGAUACUGAUUGCACCACUACUGAGUGGAGACGUGGAGAAUAAUGCUGGGAAGGAUGAUCUCGCCUUCAGGACUCAACACUAAUCCCUAUCUACACAGCUACAGUACACAUACCUCUUGUCUUGUAAAAGACCUUUGGCACAUGGAUAAUUGACUUUGUAGCUUCUGUUGAGUAGCCAUGUUUGAAGUGCUUGAGAAGUUUACGUGCAGUAGUAAUUCUUUGUAGUAUUAUUAAGUGUUAUACUUCUAAGGAUGGCAGUUUGAGUUUAUAAUACUACCCUGCUUAAUUGUUCAAGAAUCAUAUUUGGUAGACAGAACUUUUAUAUCUCAAUUUCUUUAGCCUUAACAUUAAAUUGUGCAGUACUGCUGUGGAUAAAUCUGGAGCAGAAUACAAGCAGCAUAUACUUGGAGUAUAAUGCAGUAUUUAACCAGAAUAAGUGAGAGAAUGGGGAGCUUGUCUCAUUUUAAAGACAAUUCCAUUUGCAGUGUGGAGGUUUUGUAGCAACCUACAGUCAGCUCCUCUACAUGGCACUGCUUUAAACACCAAGAAUUACUUGGGGAAUAUUUGGAAUAUUUUAAGGAACAUUUGGAAUCGUCCUGUAGGGUUGCUUGGACCACACCAGGAAUUUUCAAAACUUUUGUCUCCUUUCUGAGAAUACUGUAAAUUUUGCAAGGACUACCAAGAAUUCCUGUAGUUGUAGCUUAUCCUGGCAAAAUGUGAUGGGGCAUGAGGUCACAGGUGCUCAACAUAUCGUGUACCAUGGAUCUGAACACAGGAGCAGACACUGAUCUGGGACAUGGGGCCGGACUGGAGGCCUGUGGUGGCAGUGGAGAAGAAGUGCUACUAAAUGUAGAAGGAGGCAAAGGAGAAUUCAGUUCUGCAUCAUCUUCCUCUGAUUCCUCUCUGCCCUCCUCCUCCAACCUCUCUCCAGCCUCCUCCUUGUCCCCCCCAGUCGGUGUGGAGGAGGAGAAGAAAACGGUGUCUGGCUGCUCCAGGUCUUUUACUGGACUCAAGCUCUUCACCAGGAGGAAGGCAAUAGCCAAGUCGAGUCUGCACCAUCUGCCCUCUGAGCCCAGUGCAUCAUUGCUGAACAGGACAGACUCAGAAGCGAGCAUCCGCAGCACUGUGGACUGGACGGAGUCAGCUCAAUAUGGAGAUCAUAUCUGGUUUGAGACAAAUGUGUCUGGAGAUUACUGUUAUGUUGGAGAACAGCACUGUAUUGCCAGAGCCCUGCAAAAGUCUGUUAGUCGGAGGAAGUGUGCUGCCUGUAAGAUAGUUGCCCACACCAUCUGUAUAGAACAACUGGAGAAGAUCAAUUUCAGGUGUAAACCAUCUUUCAGAGAAUCAGGCUCUAGGAACAUUCGAGAGCCCAUCGUGGUGCAUCAUCACUGGGUGCAUCGGAGACGACAAGAAGGCAAAUGUAAACAGUGUGGGAAGGGCUUCCAACAGAAGUUUGCAUUCCACAGUAAAGAGAUUGUCGCAAUCAGCUGCUCCUGGUGCAAACAGGCUUACCACAACAAGAUUUCCUGCUUUAUGCUGCAGCAGAUUGAGGAGGCUUGUCCAAUUGGAGCUCACGCUGCCCUCAUUGUCCCGCCCACAUGGAUCAUUCGAGUCCGACGCAAUCAGUCAUCUAUGAAGUCAAGUAAGAAGAAGAAGAGAACCUCGUUCAAGAGGAAAUGCAGCAAGAAAGGAGCAGAGGAAGGACGGCAGUGGAAACCAUUUAUAAUUCGACCCAUCCCCUCGCCACUGAUGAAACCACUGCUGGUGUUUGUCAACCCCAAGAGUGGAGGAAACCAGGGCACUAAGAUCCUGCAGUCGUUUAUGUGGUACCUGAACCCUAGACAGGUGUUUGACCUGAGCCAAGGAGGACCAAAGGAGGGCCUGGAGCUGUACCGUAAAGUCCACAACCUGAGGAUCCUGGCCUGUGGAGGAGACGGCACUGUGGGCUGGAUCCUAUCUUGUCUCGAUGAGCUGGCAUUAAACCCUCAACCUCCUGUUGCUGUGCUACCACUUGGGACAGGAAAUGACCUUGCCAGGACCCUCAACUGGGGAGGGGGUUAUACAGAUGAACCUCUGUCUAAGAUCCUGUCCCAUAUUGAGGAUGGAACUCCUGUCCAGCUAGACCGAUGGAAUCUACGGGUUGAGCCAUACCUCAGUGCAGGGGCUGAGCUAGAUGAACAACAAACAGAUAAGCUUCCUCUAGAUGUCUUCAACAAUUACUUCAGCCUUGGAUUUGAUGCCCAUGUGACACUAGGGUUCCAUGAAUCAAGAGAAGCCAACCCAGAGAAGUUCAACAGUCGUUUUAGGAACAAGAUGUUCUAUGCUGGGACGGCAUUCUCAGAUUUCCUGAUGAGAAGCUCCAAAGACCUGUCAAAGCACAUUAAAGUGGUGUGUGACGGGACAGAUUUAACAUCAAAGGUUCAAGAUUUGAAGCUGCAGUGUCUGGUCUUCCUCAACAUCCCCAGGUACUGUGCAGGCACAACUCCUUGGGGAAACCCCGGUGACCAUCACAUCUUUGAACCUCAACGCCAUGAUGACGGUUACAUCGAGGUCAUUGGAUUCACGAUGACUUCACUGGCUACCCUCCAGGUUGGAGGUCAUGGCGAGAGGUUGAACCAGUGUAGAGAAGUCACCCUCACCACCACAAAACCUCUCCCAGUACAGGUGGAUGGUGAACCCUGCAGACUUGCUCCCUCUGUCAUCCACAUCAGCCUCAGAAACCAGGCCAACAUGGUUCAGAAAACCAAACGACAAACCUCACUGCCACACCUCAAUGAUCAGCAGCCAGUGCCAGAGAGGCUGAGGAUCCGAGUCAGCAGGAUCAGUUUGGCUGACUAUGAGGAAUUCCACUAUGACAAAGACAAACUACGACAAGCAUCAAUUCCUCUGGGAUUAAUCGUAGUUCCUGGUGACAGCGACUUAGAAACCUGCAGAGAGCACAUCCAGCGUUUGCAGGAGGACUUCUGCUCUGCCCAUCCCUCCUUUACAUACUUGGGACUGCAGGAGGAUGCAGCCAAGCCAAAGAUUCUUUCCUCACAGAGAUUAUCUCCAAAGUGGUGUUUCCUUGACUCUACAACAGCAGAUCGUUUCUACAGGAUAGACAGAGCGCAGGAACAUCUCAACUAUGUAUCAGAAAUCUCCCAGGAAGAGAUCUUCAUCCUGGACCCAGAACUGGUUGUUAUGGCAACAGUAGGCACCUCCCCCUCAGCCAUGCCUGACCUGGUUAACCCCUUCUCUAGCCUGGAGAACAGCAGGGAAAGGACCUCUAAUCAGGGCUACAGCAAAGACUUUGUCUACCCUCCUUCCUCUCCUUCACCUUCAUCCUCUGAUCCCAGUACCUCCCAGAGGCAGCGAGUGAACAGUGACAGCGCUGCUGCCGAAGCUUUAACAGACAAUACAGCACCUGUGGCCAGCAAACUCAGCAGGGCGGGUUGCAUCCAUCGUUCCAACACCACUGCUGCUGAGUUGAAACCAAGACAGAGGCAGGAAAAGAGCCAAAAGACGAGUGAAACAGAAAGGCAGAGACAAAAAGAUAUGUUGAUUGAGUGUGUGAAAAACAAGGACGUGAAGAAACUGCAGGAGCUGCACCAGAAGGGCGCUGACCUCACAGUGCUUGACCAAUCGGGCUGCAGCUUGCUGCACCACGCUGUCAGUACAGGAAGUAAAGAGAUGGUCCGGUACAUUCUUGACAAUGUUCCAAGUUACCUGCUUGAUGUCACAGAAAGUCUACAUGGGGAGACGGUUCUUCAUCGAGCUGCAUCUCAGUGUCACAGGACCAUCUGUCACUAUCUGGUAGAGGCAGGAGCCUCACUCAUGAAAACAGACAUACAGGGUGACACCCCAAAGAACAGGGCUGAGAAGUCUCAUGAUGCUGAACUGGCAGCCUAUCUGGAGAAUAGGCAGCAUUACCAGAUGAUACAGAGGGAGGACCAGGAGACAGCUGUGUGAAAAAGAUGAACAGGACAUGGAUAAAGAAACCUCUGUCUUCUCAUCAACGAUGAGACUGACCACAGCUCAUUGAUGCUUGUGUGACGGAAGGACUGGUACACAGAUUCCAGUUUAAAGCUGCCAUUCCCUGAAACAGAUUAAGGAUGAAGUUGUGCCAAAUCUGAUAUCUGAAAAUGCAGUUAAUAUUUAUGGUAGUGAUUAUAAUGAUAGCAACUAUGAUGAUAAAGACCAUUACACUGAGGGAGUCAAUUUAUAUUAAAGAGUGCAAAAAUAUGAGAUGUUUAUUAAGGCAUUCCUUUUCAUUUUAAGUAGCUCAGUAAUGAAAAGUGUUUGUGAAGUCAUUUUUCUGACUUUGAAUAGCAUUUUGUAGUCAACAUUCUUGUUCUUCAAAACUCAUUCCUAUCAAACAACUUCAAAGAAUGCCUUUUUUUUGAUAAUACAAUGUUUUGUGGGGUUGAAUUGUCUCAGUAUCAGACUACAAUAGUUUGAAAAAACUUUUUGAAAUUAAACAUACAACAAUGGAGAUGCCAAAAUAUACCAGUCAGUGUGCAUGGUGUUGACGUGUAGAUGGUUAGAUGAAAGUUUGUUGAAUGCCCAAUGAGAAAGAAACUGAAAGAAAGGUUGAGUUGUUGAAACCAUUAGGAUUCAACCUCUGGUGAUGAUGAAUAUCCUCAGCUAAUUUAAUGGGAAUUAGAUCAUUGGUGUCUGAAAUAUCUUGUGGCCCAAAUUGUUUAAAACAGCAUCAGUAUCAGGUUUCAUGGCAAUCAAGUACUUGUCAAGAAAUCUUGUUUGGACCAAAGUGUUGGACUGACCAAAAAAGCUAUUGACAGUUGCCAUCCGUGAGUUUGAUAACUGGUUUAUUGGUUAUUUCACUGAACCUGCUUUGCUGCUUUAAAAUGUUUUGCUUGGUCUCACCACACCCAUGCAUUAUAAUCAAUGUAUUGUGCACACUGUAUUUUGUUGACUUAUAUCAACAUAUUGUCAAGGUAAUUAUUUAUACAGAUUAAUCAAAAUGGAUUGUUUUGUGUCUGUACUGAUUGAAUGCCUGCUGUGAUUUUAAAAUAAAACAGUAUAUACAGUACUGCAGUGUUAAAUAGCAGCAACCCAAAUCAAAUUGUUGUUAAGUUCACUGGUUAUGUUUUGAAACUGUAACAUGAACAGUGUUGAGGUUAAACACUCAGGGCAUGAGGAACAUUUGGAUUUCAGGGGAACAAAAAUUAAACAUUAAGCUAAAACUUCACUUUCAAUUGCUACGGAAGAGUUUGAGGGCCACUAUAAGAACAUAUUCGAGUUCUGAGUUUUUUUCAUAAUUCUGUCUUUAAAUUCCAAAUUUUGACUUUAAUCUCAAGGUGUCUGAAAUCGCCUAGGUAAAUUUUUUGCAACCAUUCCACCAUCUAGUAAGCACAAUGUCGGACAUGUUACUAUGCGGC
This is a messenger RNA of Monopterus albus (swamp eel), 5661 nucleotides long. RefSeq names its product diacylglycerol kinase zeta-like. The record is from RefSeq and is a predicted model, not a curated record. Gene Ontology annotation, cellular component: plasma membrane; glutamatergic synapse. Gene Ontology annotation, biological process: phospholipase C-activating G protein-coupled receptor signaling pathway. Lineage: Eukaryota; Metazoa; Chordata; Actinopteri; Synbranchiformes; Synbranchidae. Gene Ontology annotation, molecular function: ATP-dependent diacylglycerol kinase activity; protein binding. Bases 1010 to 4231 code for a protein of 1073 amino acids. The transcript is spliced from 36 exons.